AGCUAAAACCAGGCAGCUCAGGAAGCAUUGGGAAGAAAUUCAACAGGGAAAACUAAAAGUGCAUUUUUUUCCUAAACUGAGGAGGGACUGCAGGUGUGACAAUGAGGCUCUGCGUUGACUGUCUGGCCUCCUUUUGACCGAGGUUGAGCACAUGCGAGCAGAGUUUGCUUGUGAGGAAGUAGCAACGUAAGGCAAAGGACUAAUGGAGGGAGACGAGAGGGCCGGUGGAGUCAAAGUGAGGCCGGGGCGUUUGACUGCCCUGCAGGAGCAGCUGAUCUGGGCCCUGCUGGAAUCCGGACUUUCCAGAGACAUCCUGGUCCAAGCUGUGGGGGAAAUGGAAAAAAACAGAGCGAGUGUUGGUGCAGAGAGAGGAGAAAGAGGAGAUGGAGAGAGUUCUGAGGAGGGGGAAACCGAUUUCCCACCUCCUAUAUUCCGUGAGAUAGAGAAGCUUCCUGCGGAUGAAGUGUCAAAGCUGAGGACUGAAGUCGACCAGUUACUGCAGGAGGAGCCCUGGCACGUUGCAAAAAUGGUGAAAAGCUACAUGCAGCAGCACAACUUACCUCAGAGAGAAGUGGUGGAGUCGACAGGGCUCAACCAGUCCCACUUGUCCCAGCAUCUCAACAAAGGCACACCUAUGAAGAACCAAAAGAGAGCUGCUCUGUACAGCUGGUAUGUCAAGAAGCAGUACGAGAUCAGCCAGCAGUUUACCAAUGCCAAACAUGGCCUUACAAUGGUAGAGGAGCAGGGAGACGAGAGCAAGAAGGGACGGAGGAACCGGUUCAAGUGGGGUCCUGCAUCUCUGCAGAUCCUGUUUCAGGCUUACGAGCGACAGAAGAACCCCAGCAAAGAGGAAAGAGAGGGGCUGGUAGAGGAGUGCAACAGGGCAGAGUGUCUCCAAAGGGGCGUGUCUCCCUCUCAGCUUGCUGGCCUGGGCUCAAACCUGGUUACCGAAGUCCGAGUCUACAAUUGGUUUGCCAACCGCCGUAAAGAAGACGCUUUCAAACACAGGCUGUCCCUCGACACACCUUACGCCAACCAAUCAGCUUCCUCUAACACCGCCCUUUCUGCAAGUCCCGAGCAUGGUGUGAAGUUCACCCAACAGAUGUCAGGUGACACAGUGAGUUCAGCUAGAGGCAAUGGAGGGGAGAGGGCAGGGCGCCUCAUGGUCAGUCCCAUCCAGCUGGAGCCCAGCCACACACUCCUUGAGAGCCAUAACCCCAAGCUGGUGUCCAGUAGUGGCCCGCUGCCUCCAGUAAGCACCCUGACCUCUCUGCACAGCCUCUCUGCCUCUCCUGCUUCCUCCCAGAGCCUCAUCAUGGCUUCUGUGCCUGGCGUCAUGAGCCUGGGGGAGUCCUCUCUUCUCAUUGGUUUGGCCUCCACACAGCCUCAAACUGUGCCCGUUAUCAACAACAUGGGGGGUGGGUUCACGACCUUGCAACCAAUCUCCUUCCAGCAGCAGCUUCAUGCAUCUCACCAACAGCCCAUAUCACAGCAGCUCCAGGGUCACAUGGCUGCCAGUCCAUUGAUGGCUACCAUGGCUCAGCUGCCAUACCACAUGUACAAGUCAGACUCACCCCCAUAUCACUCAUCCAGUUUGCUGUCACAGGCCAUGGUCAUUGCUGACAGCAGCGGUCUAGGGACUCUGACGAGCCUCGCCGCAGUCAGACAGAUUCUCACGACUGACCCAGAAGAACAGACAGACCCGCCUCUACAGGAAGACUCUAUGCAUCUGCAGCCGCACACACCUGUGCCAGCGUCUUCUGAAAGUCUGGAGCUUUAUUCUUCCUCUCAGACCACGGAGCGUCAUCAGUCUCUCCUCCUCUCACCAUCACAGACAGACAUCAGCUCCUAUAUGCCUACACAAAUGGUGUCCACAGCACAGUAAAACCUCGCUGCUGAUGUGAGGUUUUCUUCCUUUCUGCCGGAAAUUUCCAAAGAAACCUGGGGACGGGGGACGCCAUAGAGAUCACACCUGAGACUGACUGACUCAUUCUUUAUUAGAACAUGCUCUAGAGGAUAUUCAUCUUUGAAACAACAGACAAUCAAGUCAUGAUCAACACUGAAAUGUACUUUUUUAUUCAAAUGUUUUGUAAUAUUAAAACAAAAAGUAAAUUAAGUAAAACCUGA
Molecule: messenger RNA, 2127 nt
Organism: Oryzias latipes (Japanese medaka)
Lineage: Eukaryota; Metazoa; Chordata; Actinopteri; Beloniformes; Adrianichthyidae
Gene: hnf1a
Product: HNF1 homeobox a
Biological process (GO): pancreas development; insulin secretion; regulation of transcription by RNA polymerase II
Cellular component (GO): nucleus
Molecular function (GO): DNA-binding transcription factor activity, RNA polymerase II-specific; RNA polymerase II cis-regulatory region sequence-specific DNA binding
Source: RefSeq, a predicted model, not a curated record